AUGAAAUAUCCAUGUCAUAUGAAUACCAAAAAUUGGAGAUUUGUCAAGGAUGGUCUAGAUGACUUUCGUGAUGGCUUACCACCACCGCAUGAUGACAUCAUGUUAGAACCAGAGAAAGGUCCAGGUCCGGUGAUAUUUUCUCAAAAACGUCGAGUGAAAGCAUCUGUGUGCAAUCCUCGUAAUCGACUCGAAGAUCGGCAAUUAUUUUUCAGUCGAAUGUUACCAACAGUGGAGAAACGUCGCCAAUUAAUUGAUUAUUAUAUUGCAAAUUUACUUGAUCGUCCGAUGGCAUUCUUUCCACAUUUUCAACAGAUCCUAUCUCCGAAUAUGUAUGAACAAGUCAGAAGCUUGCUAGAAGGUGAAUUAUCCCGAGUGAUUGAGGAAGAGCAAGAGUUUUUCGCCGUUGACAGUCAAGAUUUUUUUUCGGCUUCAACCAGUCUUCCUGCAACUGCCUUUGAUAAUAGCGAUCAGGGUCGAACGGCAUCAGAAAAGCCCGGUGAAGAAACGAAUUCAGGAGCAUCUGAGGAAGUUGAAGUGAAGAAGGAAACAAGACGACCUGGUUUAACUACAAUUGUUUACGAUGACUCAGGAAAAGCAUGGGACUCAGUCGAAUACGAAAAGAAACUGAAGAAUCCGUAUCGUUGGUUUAUUGAAAAUCAAAAGCGAAUGCAGACGUACAAAGGUCCUACACGGGAAGAGAUCGCCAUUUCCGCUAUGGAAUCGCAUCUGCGAAAAGUUGCCGAACACUUCUGCAGCUGGUUAUACAGUCUCGGUGGCGAAACAAACUUCGAUAUUGAUCCAGCCGUUGUUCGGAACCUGUUUUCGACUGCUUACGAUACCAAACCAUCGUUGGAUGUACCGAUCAAAAUAGUACAGAUGACAAGACUUCCGGUAGACUUGCGAGAAGGUACAAAGGAAACAAUGCUUGCUGAACCGGAUGAAAGAACGCCAACAUUUGCAAAAUCGUAUGCAAGUUCGAAGUUGUCGGCAUCGAAAAAGUUAACGUCUCAAUCGUUCGACACAGCACAACCUCGUAAAUAUCGUUAUGGUGCUUGGUAUUUGCCUACGAAUUUAUGGCAACGAUCGUUAGUAACCGAAUCACUUAAAGAUCCAAAGAAACUCAAAGCUGAACGAGAGGAUGCGACGCGUGUACGAGAAGAAGAAACAAAUGCUUAUCUUGCUCCAAUGCGUGGUGUUGAUGCAUUCAAAGAUUAUCUUGUAGACAGAAAAGUUCCUCGUUUACCGAAAUUGAUUACCGAUGUUGACCAGUAUCGUCGUGAUCAUCCUCCCGAACCGAGUAAACCAACCAUUGGCAUUCGUCGAAAGGACACAUCUUAA
Messenger RNA from Adineta ricciae, 1338 nucleotides. Lineage: Eukaryota; Metazoa; Rotifera; Eurotatoria; Adinetida; Adinetidae. The record is from the annotation of a GenBank genome assembly.